Messenger RNA from Darwinula stevensoni, 411 nucleotides. NCBI's taxonomy places the organism in Eukaryota, Metazoa, Arthropoda, Ostracoda, Podocopida, Darwinulidae. The record is from the annotation of a GenBank genome assembly.
AUGAAACGUGUGCUGCAAGUGGUGGUGGUUGAUGUUUACCAUCCUGGACGGUCUUCAGUGCCCAAGACGGAAAUCCGCGAGAAGCUAGCCAAGAUGUAUAAAACAACACCUGAUGUCAUUUUCUGCUUUGGGUUCCGCACCAACUUUGGUGGUGGAAAGUCCACCGGCUUUGCCCUCGUCUAUGACACCCUGGACUUUGCCAAGAAGUUUGAGCCCAAGCAUCGACUUGCCCGGCAAGGGCUCCUAGAGCGACAGAAGCAGGGCCGAAAGCAGAGGAAAGAGAGGAAAAACAGGAUGAAGAAGGUGCGAGGCACCAAGAAGUCCAAGGUUGCUGCAGCCGCUCAGAAGAAGGAUACUGAGUUCGAGGAGGUGGAGGGAGAGCUACCAGGAUACGUGAUGAGGAAUGCCUAA